Messenger RNA from Schistocerca piceifrons (Central American locust), 2314 nucleotides. RefSeq lists its product as uncharacterized. The transcript has 7 exons. Bases 7 to 2160 code for a protein of 717 amino acids. Lineage: Eukaryota; Metazoa; Arthropoda; Insecta; Orthoptera; Acrididae. The record is from RefSeq and is a predicted model, not a curated record.
GGCAUCAUGGCGGUGAAGUCUCUAGUCUUGUUAGCCAUCGUCGCCUGUUGUGGAUUCGUCCACGCCCAGCAGGCGAGCGACUGCGCCAGCAUGUGCAAGAGCAUCGCACCUCCUGGAUUCCUGAUUCCAUCGCAGCCUCAGUCAAUUUUUGGUUUCGGGCGCGCCGGCCACGCUAAGAAGCACGGCGCAGCGCAGCGCUCCUCGGUGCACCAAGGAGCGGCCAGCCGCCAGAGCGGGACGUCCAGCACCGAAGCCUGCGACAACCUGUGCAAGAGCCUCGAGCAGGGUAUGGGCAAUGCACGGGAAUUCACUUGUCCAACCUUCUGCAAUGGUUUCAGCGGGUCUUCUGGGCGAUCUAAUCCCUCAGCACGAAGCAUUCAUAAGCAUGGUGUUACAGCCGGUAGCCGCUCGGCUCACGCCCUGAAGAAGCACCGCAGCGUACGUUCGGCGAUGCCGCUCCCACUCGCUGCCCAACAAUCCCGCCAGCAGCGACAAGAGAACGGCGCAACGGAAUUCUGCAACGCCGUGUGCCCUACGCUUACGGAGAUUUUUUUCCCGGGCUUUCUAAUACCAGGCGGAUCAGCAGGUGGAUCAGGAGGAACAAGUAGCUCAGGUGGUUCCUAUGGGUCUGGCGGCUCAUCUGACAGUUCAGGUGGGUCAGGUGCAACCACUGGUGGAGCAGAUGACUCUACUGGCUCUGCAAAUGGCCAAAGUGGCUCUACUGACGGAUCCACGGAAUCUUCAGGUUCUGGUGUGACUACUGGUGGUUCAAGCGGAUCUGCAGGCGGUUCUGGUGGAUCAGAAGACUCUACUGGCAGUUCUACUGGGUCCACUGAUGGUUCUAGUGCAUCUAAUGAUGGAACCUCCGGAUCUUCAACUUCUGGUGAGACUACAGAAGGUUCCGGCGGAUCGACAGGCGCCUCUGGUGGAUCAGGAGGCUCUACUGGCAGUUCUGCUGGGUAUACAGAUGGCUCUGGUGCAUCUAAUGAUGGGACGACCGGAUCUUCAAGUUCUGGCUCGACUACAGAGGGUUCAAGCGGCUCUACAGGUAGCUCCGGUGGAUCAGACGACUCUAGUGGUAGUACACAUGGUUCAGGUGGGUCUACAGGCAGCUCUGGUGGAUCAGAUGAUUCUACUGGCGGUUCUUCUGGGUCGACUGAUGGCUCUGGUGCUUCUAAUGAUGGAACGACCGGAUCUUCAAGUUCUGGCUCGACUACAGAGGGUUCAAGCGGAUCUACAGGUAGCUCUGGUGGAUCAGACGACUCUAGUGGUAGUACACAUGGUUCAGGUGGGUCUACAGGCAGCUCUGGUGGAUCACACGACUCUACUGGCGGUUCUUCUGAGUCGACAGAUGGCUCUGGUGCAUCUAAUGAUGGAACGACUGGAUCUUCAAGUUCUGGCUCGACUACAGAAGGUUCAAGUGGAUCUACAGGUAGCUCUGGUGGAUCAGACGACUCUAGUGGUAGCACACAAGGUUCAGGUGGGUCUACAGGCAGCUCUGGUGGAUCAGACGACUCUACUGGCGGUUCUACUGGGACAACAGCUGGAUCUACUGGUUCCAAUGGUGGAUCCACUGAAUCAUCAAGUUCUGGUGGGAGUACAGAUGGUUCAAGCGGAUCUACAGGCAGCUCCAGUGGAUCACAUGACUCUACUGGCAGCUCUAGUGGGUCUACAGAUGACUCUAGUUCAUCUGAUGAUGGAUCCAGCAGUUCUUCAAGUUCUGGUUUCACUACAGAGGGUUCAAGCGGCAGUUCUCAUGGGUCAGAUGACUCCACUACUAGUUCUAAUGAAUCUAGUGGUGACAUCACAGGAUCAUCAGGUUCUGAUUCAACUACAGAUGGUUCAGGUGGAACAACUGGUAGCUCUGAUGGAUUAGGUGUCUCCAGCAGUGGGCAAGGUGGAUCUGAUGAUGGAUCAGUCAGUUCCGGUGGUGGAGAGAAUUAUCCUGAUAUCGACAUCUGCCUGUUCGAGCCGAGGAAAAGUGCAGGUGAGCGCAUAGCAGCAUCGAAGUCAAGUUCGUCAGUAAAAUCUACAGCAACAAGACAUGGAGGAAAGGAAAGGAAGAGAAUAAAUGCGGCUGCCAGGUCUGGUCACAAACAUGGAUCGAAAACCUCAGCUUUCAGAGCACAUCGAAGACAACAUACAGCACAUGGUCACUAACUUUUCAGUUCAGUUAUUCCAUGUUUACCCAGUUACUGUAGCACAUUCUUAUUUCUAUUCUCAUUCCUGUUCUCACUACAAUCACAAAAAAAAUACAUAUUAGCUUGUUCACAAGCUAUGUUGGAUAAAAAUAAAUAUUAUUUUUCAACAUUUA